UGUUCCUCGGUCCAACAGUGUUCUGCUUUCACUGGCCGUCUUUUCUCCCCGGCGCCGGCAUCUUCAGUUCUCUGGUGUCAUCAGUCUCUGGUCAUCUCCUGUAGUACGUCCGCAGUCUCUGGUCAUCUCCUGUUGUACAUCCGCAGUCUCUGGUCAUCUCCUGUAGUACUUCUGCAGUCUCUGGUUAUCUCCUGUAGUACAUCCGCAGUCUCUGGUCAUCUCCUGUAGUACUUCUGCAGUCUCUGGUCAUCUCCUGUAGUACAUCCGCAGUCUCUGGUCAUCUCCUGUAGUACAUCCGCAGUCUCUGGUCAUCUCCUGUAGUACAUCCGCAGUCUCUGGUCAUCUCCUGUAGUACAUCCGCAGUCUCUGGUCAUCUCCUGUAGUACUUCCGCAGUCUCUGGUCAUCUCCUGUAGUACAUCCGCAGUCUCUGGUCAUCUCCUGUAGUACAUCCGCAGUCUCUGGUCAUCUCCUGUAGUACAUCCGCAGUCUCUGGUCAUCUCCUG
Messenger RNA from Staurois parvus, 504 nucleotides. The record is from the annotation of a GenBank genome assembly. NCBI's taxonomy places the organism in Eukaryota, Metazoa, Chordata, Amphibia, Anura, Ranidae.